Mycotypha africana is the source of this 1050-nucleotide messenger RNA. RefSeq lists its product as uncharacterized. Gene Ontology annotation, cellular component: nucleolus. Lineage: Eukaryota; Fungi; Mucoromycota; Mucoromycetes; Mucorales; Mycotyphaceae. The record is from RefSeq and is a predicted model, not a curated record. The transcript has 2 exons. Bases 1 to 1050 code for a protein of 349 amino acids. Gene Ontology annotation, biological process: regulation of ribosome biogenesis. Gene Ontology annotation, molecular function: nucleic acid binding.
AUGGAAAAGUGGAAAGGUUCUUUUGCCCAGUCGCAAUUAGAAAAGUUUGGUUGGGAAACUGGUGAAGGUCUUGGUAAAAAUAAAGAAGGCAAUGCCAAACAUAUCAGUGUCACUGUUAAGAAUGACAAAAAAGGCGUUGGCGUCAAUAAAGGCGAUUGGGAAUUUGCUUGGUGGGACCAUUUGUAUAAUAAAAGUGCCCACUCGGUUGUUGUAGAAAAAGACCAAGAGAAAGGUGAAAUCAAAGUGGCUACAAAGAAGAAGGGUGAAAACCGUCGAUCCAGAACUGGAAUUAUAUCUACACAUAAACCAACAGGCAAAUCUGUCAUCACUACCACUACCACGACGAGUGCAACUACCACAACGAAUCCAAGUAAAAGCAUGAGUGCUAUGGCAGAUGAAAGAAACAUGAUGGAUGCUGUGAAAGAUGUUCAUAUAAAUAUCGCACAGCGAAUUGCGAGCACUGCAUUGUAUGGAUCGUUUGUCAAGGGGAGUGCACCUAGUACACCUGCAACGUCUACGCCCACGAGUGAGGCUACGUCUGCUGCAGAAGAUGAUGAAGAGGAGGAGGAGGAGGACGACGAGUUGAAGGAUUAUUCUAUGAAGGUAUCGGAUGCAGAGUUAUUUGCUGCUUGUGAAGGAAGAACUGCACGUAAAGGGGGUCGUGGUUUAGUUGAACAAACAGGCAAAUUCAAGCGUGUCAUGCAAGAGUUUGUUAGACAACCAGAGGACGACGAAGAAAAUGAUAUUGAUACCAAAAAAUCCGAAAAGGCUUCUUCUAAGAAAGAUAAAAAGAGAAAACGUCUUGACAAAGACGAUGAAAAUGAUACCCAUAAGAAAUCUGUUAAAAAAUCCAAGAAAUCUGAUAAAGAAUCGAAAAAGGCUAAGAAAUCAGAAAAAAAGUCCAAGGAAAAGUCAGAUACUGGAGAUAAGAAGAAGGCUAAGAAAGACAAGUCUUGUAAAAAGGAGAAGAAGAAAGCCUUGAAAGAUAAGAAAGACCAAGAAAAUAAGAAGGAUAAAAAGGACAAGAAGAAGAAAAAGUCAAAGGAUUAG